Messenger RNA from Chara braunii, 1512 nucleotides. Lineage: Eukaryota; Viridiplantae; Streptophyta; Charophyceae; Charales; Characeae. The record is from the annotation of a GenBank genome assembly.
GCGGGAAGUCGAUUGGAAAUCCAUCCAGCCCAAGAUCAUCCCUUUUGCAGUGCAAAGGGCCUGGAAGGAGGUGAUGACAGUGAUGAGGAUCUGUUUCGUGCCGCGAACACCUGAUUGGAUGGAAGAGAAGACAGUGCUGGACAAUUGGGGGAUAGAGGAGCCGCCCACGUGUGCGAUCGACACGUGGGCGACGGAGGUGAUUCCGGUGAAGAAACGACGAAGAAAGACGGGCGAAGAGACAGAAGGGCCAUUGACGACGACACAGCAGCAGCCAGCAGCUGGUGGAAUGCGACGGAGGAGAGGGUCUAUUUCAGGGGGAAGGGUGAGCAUCGAGAGCCUGCCACCGGAACAAGUAAAGAGUCUUAGCGAGGAGUCUGUCUCUCCCCCGAGGCUAUCUCCUAAAUCUCCUCUCAGCGAUGAGGAGAGAUCAGAGGAGGAAAAGCUGAGAGAAGAAGUCAAGGCAAGGAGAGCAAAGGAAGGCAUCAAGAACCUCAAAGGAGAGUUGGACGAGGAYGAGGCGAAGCGGUUGGCCAACCUGCAUCGUGUUCUCAGAGGCCAAGACUAUAGCUAUGGAUACAAAGGAGAGGUGGUGUUGAUGAGCAAAUGGCAGCCGGAGAAGCUACCUCCCUACGCUGUAGAUCUGAAUAUCAGACUGAAGGACGCAGAACCUGCAGUGGGGGCGGGUAGUGGCAAUAAAGGAGCAGCAGGAGGAGGAGGAGGAGGAGGAAGGUUGGCCGCAGAGACGACAACAACAGCAGCAGCAGGAGGAGGAGGAGGAGGAGGAGGAAGAGGAGGAGGAGGAGGAGAGGGGGGAGGGGAAGCGAUCACGAAACGCCGAACAGGGGAUGCGGCGAGUGCAGUCGAGAAGCCUGCGGCGAUGACCGCAAGGGGUCGGAAGGAAUCAGGGCUUCCGCAGAGGGAGAGAGAGGGGAGUCAAGUCGAGGAGGAAAAGGGAGGGGGAGGGGGGACAGGGGUUGCCAUGUCAGUAGAGGCCCUCCUAGCCUCCAUGAAAUUGGCGACUGGAGUAACCAUGAGGGCGGGGAACUACUUCAAAUCUGGCGGGAGAGCGAGUGGGGAGGGAGGUGGAGGCCCAUCCUACGCGGGAGGAUUCUCGGAUUUUGGCGGGGUGCCGUUUAGGACCAGAGCAGCAGCAGGAGGAGGAGGAGGAGGAGGAGGAGGAGGAGGAGGGGACGGUUUGUUGUCCCCUGUUGAGGUUGUACCACGGUUGGCGGGAGAUGAAACACGAUCAGUAGGACGGAUACCACUGGGAGUGUUCCCGCCAUCUACGCUUGUAAAUCGACGUCCUCUGAGAGCUCAUCUGUUGUAUAUUGACGGGUCCAGUGCACAUGUUCCAGUUCGCACCCCUGAGCUAAGGCUGUAUAGUGGGCUUCGGCGUCUAUGUCAAGGUGUCGCAUUUCUGGCUGUGGGCGACUAGGACGAAGUGGUUUUUUACGGGGCAAAAGGCUGUAUAGUGGGCUUCGGCGUCUGUGUCAAGGUGUCGCAUUUUUGGUU